This is a messenger RNA of Oreochromis niloticus (Nile tilapia), 1720 nucleotides long. RefSeq names its product retinol dehydrogenase 8. Gene Ontology annotation, biological process: estrogen biosynthetic process. Lineage: Eukaryota; Metazoa; Chordata; Actinopteri; Cichliformes; Cichlidae. The record is from RefSeq and is a predicted model, not a curated record. Gene Ontology annotation, molecular function: estradiol 17-beta-dehydrogenase [NAD(P)+] activity. Gene Ontology annotation, cellular component: cytosol; cytoplasm. Bases 314 to 1240 code for a protein of 308 amino acids. The transcript has 7 exons.
UUUUAAGGACACAAGGCUGCUACAGCAGCAACAACAACCACGGCGUGGCUGCUGUUUUCAACGGAGUUGUUGUUGGCUGAAAAACUACAACUCCCAUGUAUUGCUUCGGCCUGACUGACCUUAGAUAAUCACUGGGCUUAUGUAGCCGUGUCCCAGUCUUGCCUCUGCUUUCCGAAUGCUGCGUUACGAAGUUGAGUGAGCUACUAGUUUGUUACUGUCUCUUUAUUUCCCAUAUCCACUGUUGUGAAGAAAGCGCUGCUCGCUCCACAGUCAAGACCCUCCACCUGAACCUUUAGGUCAAAGAUCAACGAGCAUGGCGACCCGGAGGGUGCUGGUGACUGGGUGCUCUUCUGGCAUUGGCUUGGCUGUGGCUGCACGGCUGGCCAAAGAUGAGCUUAGGCGGUUUAAAGUGGUGGCUACCAUGAGAGAUCUUGGGAAACGGGGACCCUUGGAGAAAGCAGCAGGCGAUUCCUUAAACAAAACCCUCGAAAUCAAAGAGUUGGAUGCCUGCUGUGAAACUUCCAUCAAAGAAUGUAUUAACAGCCUGCCCAACAGACGGGUGGAUGUUCUUGUAAACAAUGCUGGCGUUGGCAUGAUCGGGCCGCUGGAGUGCCAGAGUAUCGAUGCCAUGAAGGAGCUGUUUGACACAAAUUUCUUUGGCCUGGUGCGUCUGGUGAAAGAGGUGUUGCCGGACAUGAAGCAGCGACAGAGUGGCCACAUUGUGGUGAUGAGCAGUGUCAUGGGAAUACAGGGACUUCUGUUCAACGAUGUCUACUCUGCAUCCAAAUUUGCUGUGGAAGGAUUUUGUGAAAGUCUGGCAGUGCAAGCAAUGAAGUUUAACAUCAAGACAACUCUAGUGGAACCUGGCCCUGUGGUGACGGAGUUUGAAAGGAAAAUGUACGAAGGUGCUGAGAAGAUGGAUCUAUCAGGGACGGAUGAAGAGACUGCCAGGAUAUUCAGGGAACUUUACCUCCCAUACUCUAAAGAAGUCUUUACUUCUUUAAGUCAGACACCAGAGGAAGUGGCUCAGCAAACAGUUAACGUGAUCACGGCCAAGGACCCUCCUCUGCGUCACCAGACCAACAAAGUGUACAUGCCCAUGACUGCACUGAAGCAUGCAGAUCCAACUGGCCGACUGCCUCUGGACACAUUCUACAAGAUGAUCUUUAAACAUGACCGCGUGUUUAGUGCUACGCUGGGGGUUCUGCGCCUUCUGCAGAGGAGGGCAGGAAAGAAAUGAUUCUAUGAAUAUGAGGAUUCUAUUGUUGCACAGUUUAGAAGUACUAUUCACGUGAAGAUAAUUCUCGAGAGCGAUAGCUAUGACUUUAUUAUAUUAUAUUUUAUUAUAUUAUACUAUAUUACUUUAUUUAUAACAAAUAAAGGCGAUAUAUAGUUUCUUUCUGAGCAAAAGUGUUUAUCAUUUUAUCAGCACAGUAGUAACUGAAAAAGUUGUGUUUAUUACUAAUUUGUGUAAUAUUUAUGUACUUAACUGUCUACUAAGAUUUCUGUCAUACUCUUAAUUUUAAAUAAAACUAGAACUACUACACUGUAAUGAUGCUAACAAAAUCUAAACGCAAAACUAUUAAAACGAUGUACUUGAUUAUAUAAAUGACAUGCCUUUGAUUUAACCUUUUUGCAGAUAGAAUACAAGAGUUGAGUCGAUCUCAAAAUAAAUGUUGUGAAUGCAAAUAAUAAAAGAGCAAUGAUUUAACAUUUGAAA